CGUAACUCUAGUAGUAAACUAUUUAACAACUAUAAUGGGUGAUAACAGUGUAAAUCUUAAUAAAAAGGAACUAAUACUCGAACGACUUAACAAACGUAAUAAAGACCGUCAAAAUUACCUGGAUGCAAAAAUAGAACUGCGGAACAAGGAGUCGACCGAAUUUGAAGGCACCGACUACUUUGCACAGACCUUUUCAGAACGAGUCAAAGAUAUCGAGAAGAACAUCAACAAUGUGCACAAGGAUACACCCGAUUUAACGAGGACGUUUGCAAGCAUCAACAAUGACAUUCAAGAAUUGCAGAGAUACCUCUCGAAUUCAACUCUAUUCCUCCCCGACUACAAAAUCAAAGCGUGUCAAAAUAUCUUGAACGAAUUAACUGCGCAGUCAGAGGAUGUCCGGCAAAGAUUACUACCAAAAAAGAAAUUCGGUUUCAAUAAUAAGAAAGCUAUAAACAUAAAGACAAAUGCCGUUCAGAAAAACAGUAACGGCGUUGAUAAGACCGACUUCGUUCCUGAGAAAACAAAGUUUUCAUGGACGCUGUCAGAUCGAAGCAAUGAAUACAAAUUACUAGUCGGAACCGAAGUAGAUAGGAAGGAUGUAACAAUUUCAGGUCUAAAGAAUUGCUUUGUCGAAAUACGAGGACACGCUGGCUCAGUGCAAAUCUCCAAUACCGACAAUUGCACGUUCCUUUGUGGACCAAUCUCCCGCUCCUUAUUUGCCGAGAACUGCACCAAUUGCACAAUUGUCGCUGCAUGUCAACAACUUCGUCUCCACUCAUCCAUCAACUGCCGUUUAUACUUGCAUGUAACCUGUCGCGCUAUCAUUGAAGAUUGUACAAAAAUCGAAGUUGGUUCCUACAACUAUGAAUACUUGGGGAUCGAUAUUGAUUUCAAGAAAUCAGGACUGGAUGAAACUGUGAAUAACUAUCGCGAUGUGGCUGAUUUCAAUUGGCUAUCGCCGGAUAAGCCUUCUCCAAACUGGAGAUUGAUUAGUGAACUCGAUUAUGGGGAUUCGAAAGCCAAUUGGACCGAAAUUAAGGAACAAUUUGAAAGAGAUAAGAAAUUCUGAAAAUUACUGUUCUUGGCUUUCUUGAUUUGCACUCAGUUAUUCAUUUUAAUUUACAUAAUGUAUGAGAAAAUAGAUUUUCUGUUUCUUCAAGCAACACCAUACUGAAGGUUACUGAUAUUGUUAGCUUUUUAUAGUGCGCAACCCCUGAUCAAGUUGAGAUAUAAGCAAGUAUUAUGCAGAUUGGAAAUGAACACACUAGUGAUAAUCGAGACUAUUUAUAAUAAAAGAUAGAGAUUUACCAUAG
Molecule: messenger RNA, 1313 nt
Organism: Hermetia illucens (black soldier fly)
Lineage: Eukaryota; Metazoa; Arthropoda; Insecta; Diptera; Stratiomyidae
Gene: TBCC
Product: tubulin-specific chaperone C
Exons: 1
Coding region: 35-1069 (344 amino acids)
Biological process (GO): tubulin complex assembly; post-chaperonin tubulin folding pathway
Cellular component (GO): cytoplasm
Molecular function (GO): tubulin binding
Source: RefSeq, a predicted model, not a curated record